This is a messenger RNA of Momordica charantia (bitter melon), 578 nucleotides long. RefSeq lists its product as uncharacterized. Lineage: Eukaryota; Viridiplantae; Streptophyta; Magnoliopsida; Cucurbitales; Cucurbitaceae. Gene Ontology annotation, molecular function: fatty acid binding. The record is from RefSeq and is a predicted model, not a curated record. Gene Ontology annotation, biological process: systemic acquired resistance.
UAUAAAUAUAAUGCCAGAAGUCCAUUAUUUUUCACAAAUUUGGGAGGCGCCAUUUUAUUGUGUGGGAAAAUGGGGUUCUUAGGCAUGAAGUUUUUGUCAGCUUGGGUGUUUUUAUUGGUGAUGACAAGUUUAGGUGAACAAAGCAAAGGGGAAACUUGCCGUUUCACCUUCUUUUCUUCACUUGUUAGGCUGUUGCCAUGCAGGCCAUCGGUUGCACCAUUCCGCGCCAUCCCGCCGACGGAGGCCUGUUGCAAAGCUGUCAAAACUCUCGGCCAGCCUUGCCUGUGUGUGCUUGUCAAUGGCCCUCCAAUCGCCGGCGUUGACCGCGACCUUGCCAUGCUCUUGCCGGAGAAGUGCAAUGCCAAUUUUGACCCAUGUGAACUCAUGAAAUAAAAUGAAGUAUUAAACGAGCAUUUCAAUAGACAUUUUCAGUUCAAUAAUAAGAUGAUAUAUGGAUGAAAUGCGAGGUCUAUUAAGCUUUAAUAUUUAUGGUUUAUCUUUGUGUCUUAUUUUUCUAUUCUCUAUACUAGGCUCUAUGUAAUUGUACUUGUCUCUGAUAAAUACAAUAUCAAUAAUAU